Molecule: messenger RNA, 1311 nt
Organism: Haemonchus placei
Lineage: Eukaryota; Metazoa; Nematoda; Chromadorea; Rhabditida; Trichostrongylidae
Source: the annotation of a GenBank genome assembly
AUGAUAACGGGCAGAUGUGUGAGCUCAUUGGCGCGUCUUUGCGCUCGCCAGUUUGCCACUCCAGCAGUUGAUCCCUCUACACCAUCUCCAGUCUAUCUUGAUGUGCAGGCCACUUCACCAAUGGAUCCACGGGUUGUGGAUGCCAUGAUCCCAUAUAUGUUGAAUGAAUACGGGAAUCCACAUUCGAGAACUCAUGCAUACGGAUGGAAAGCUGAAGAAGCAGUGGAGAAGGCUCGCACACAUAUAGCGACACUAAUAAAGGCUGAUCCUCGAGAAGUGAUUUUCACUUCUGGUGCUACGGAGUCAAACAAUAUUGCCAUCAAAGGAGUCUCGAAAUUUCAACGGCAUACUGGGAAAAACCACAUCAUCACAUUACAAACGGAACACAAAUGCGUACUGGAUUCUUGUCGCUCUUUAGAAACUGAAGGUUUCAAGGUAACCUAUCUUCCAGUGGAUCAUGGAGGUCGAGUUGAUCUGAAGGCUCUACAAGACGCCAUCACACCCGAAACUUGCCUAGUGUCCACGAUGACAGUUAACAACGAAAUUGGAGUGAUUCAGCCAAUCAAAGAAAUAGUCGAAGAGAAGUAUUUAGGCGAGAUAUGCCGAGAGCGAAAGGUAGCCUUCCACACGGACGCCGCUCAAGCGGUCGGCAAAAUACCUAUUGAUGUGAAUGAUCUGAAAGUCGACCUUAUGUCUAUAUCCGGUCACAAAAUCUAUGGUCCUAAAGGUGUUGGCGCAUUGUAUGUUCGUCGACGGCCACGCGUACGUUUGGAAGCUCAAAUGAGUGGUGGCGGUCAGGAGCGAGGGCUCCGAUCAGGAACUCUUCCGACACCACUUUGUGUUGGAUUAGGAGAGGCAUGCAGGAUCGCAAGCAAGGAAAUGGAGAUGGACUCGAAGCAUAUUCGACGACUUUCCAAGAUGUUCAUGGACGGGGUUCAAUCGCGGCUGGGUGAAAUCAUUCACAAUGGAGAUCCAGAACAUUUUUAUCCGGGAUGCGUGAAUCUAUCUUUUGCGUACGUUGAAGGUGAAUCAUUAUUGAUGGCACUGAAGACUGUUGCUUUGUCUUCUGGGAGCGCCUGCACAUCCGCAUCUUUGGAGCCAUCGUACGUAUUGAGGGCGAUUGGAACUGGCGAAGACUUGGCCCAUUCUUCGAUUCGAUUUGGCAUUGGACGUUUCACUACUGAAAAAGAAAUCGAGCACACCAUCGAAUUGUGCGUUAAGGAAGUACAAAGGUUGCGAGAGUUGAGUCCGCUAUGGGAAAUGGUGCAGGAGGGCAUUGAUCUCAAAAGCAUUCAAUGGACGCAGCACUGA